CACACUGGCUCGCGCGCUGGCAUUGGUCAGUAGAAGUUGACGGUUUCGAACGACCGUUUCGAUUGUAACCGCGAUUGCAGCUGGUGGGACGCAUGCCCGUUCAAGAGUUUGGGGCUGUCCGGGCGAAGUUUUCUGGCACGUUUGUUUUUUUGUUCAACUGAAAACUUGGCAUGGAGGACAUUCCAAGCAUUGAAGAGUUAAGGGCCCAGGAGAUUGACGAAAUCUGUGUAAUAGUCCGAAGUAAGGUGGAACUGCUUGCACAGGUUUGGGCAGAGGUGGGCAUAGACUAUGAGCCCACACGGAGCAGGCUUGUGCGCACCAGGGUUCACAUCACGAACCUGCUCGACCAAAUGGUGGACGGCGAGGUUGACAUGAAAGAGAGGCUGCUGAAAAACAUAGAGCAGUUUACAGCCGAUGUUCACCACCUAUGCACAGAGCUCUCAAUGCCGAACCCUGAGUUCCCAGAGUCCCUGACCAUCCUUGAAAGAGAGAACGCCACCAGGGAAAGUCUGGAGCACUUGAAGGAGAUAAGGAACAAUCGCAGGCGUGAGCGGAAAAAGCUCAAGGCGAAGGAGUCCGAGCUGUGUGCCAAGCUUGGCAUGCCGACCCUGAACCUCUGCAGCGUCUCUGUUCCAUCAGAAAAAGACCUUCGGGAUCUGGAGAAGCGCAUUGAAACUCUGGAGCAGGAGAAGGCUGUUCGUGCGUGCACAAUUUCCCUGCUUAGGAAGGAUAUCAUUGCGAAACUGAACCUGCUUGACGAGCAGCCCCGAGCUCAUCUGGAAGUCCAGGUCAUCAAAAACGAGGAAGGCUUCAUUUUUUCAAAGAGCAACAUUGAUGAACUCAAGGCUUACCUUGAUCGACUCAAGCAGCUCGAAGAGGCCCGCCGUCGAGAGCUGGCCAGCCUGCUGGACCAGCUGGCAUUAUUUUUCGACAGACUGGACAUCCCGCCCGAGGAGCAAGAUCGCAUUCGUAGCUCUAAUACGGGCCUAACGUCUUCGACUCUGGCUGCACUGCGAGCCACUCUAGCCGACUACGAGCAGCAAAAGAAGGAGCGCCUGCGGGAGUUUGUCACACGAGCCAAGGAUGAUUUGCUCACGUGGUACAAGAAGUGCUGCGUACCACAAAGCCGGGUGUACCUGGAUGAUGAGGACUCGGAAGACAUCUCUGAGGAACGGCUGGCCCUGCUGGAGGAGCAGCUGAAGGCCCUGAAGGAGUUUUACUCUGAGAACAAGCUCAUCAUAGCCAAGGCAGAGCGCCACGAAGCCCUCUGGUCCAGGUCUCUUGAGCUGGAGAAGCUUGCCUCUGACCCAUCGCGUCUGACCAACAGAGGAGGGCGCCUCCUGCUGGAGUCCAAGGAGAGGCAGCGGCUCCAGGUGGAGAUUCCCCGGCUGCGAAAGGAAAUUGAAAAGUUCAUUGCAACCUACAGCGGAUCCAACAAGAUCUUUGAUGUGUGGGGCAAGGACUUCCUUGAGCACCUGGAUGCACAACAGCAAGCUCAUGCACAAGAGAAGGAACGGGUGCGCCUCGAAAGGGAGAGCCGUCGCAAGGCUACACCUUCGGUCUUAGGCAGCAGCAAGAGGGCGUACUGUGGCACCCCCUCCAGCAGUGCCUCCAAAAUGUCCCGGCUUGGAACCAGCAGUGCCACUCUUGCCUGCUCCAGCAGGCGCCUGGGCACCCCAGGGAAGAGCACCCGGUCUGCGCAGGGCGGCACACCAUCUGCUGCAGCUGCUGCGAGGAACAUCCGGCGGCGCUCAAUAAAAGCACAGCAGAAGAAACUGGCCUCCGGACGACAACUGUUCCGCAACAAAGGAGCCAAUGAGGCUGGACCAUCCACCAGCACAAGUGCGCCUGUUGGUGAAGUGACGAACAUGGACAGCUUUGCUCAAUUCCUGGCGCAGCAGAAUGAGAAGCAGCUGACGAGCAGCGUCCUCUGCGAGGCGCCGGGGUCGCUGCCACCGGGAACUGCCAGAAAAGUCGUCCAACUGGACGUCACUCUCACUGACAAUGCGCCUUCCUCAUGAACAGCUGUGGGUUUGUAGGGUGUACAUGCAGCAUUUUCUGUGCUUGUUACACGAUUCUGCAGCAUUGACCUUUAUUGCUGAAGCCAGUCUCAUUUUAACAUAAAAUAUACCUGUGCAGUUUUGAUUGCUUUUAAACUUGUGUAUUGUUUGUGUACGACAUUUGUGCCUACUAAAGGCAAGAAGAACAGGAAGAGAGAAGCUUGUGUUGAGAAAUUCGUAAACAAGUGGUGGAUGCCGGAGCUGAUGUUUCGAGUAAUGGAGUUGGUCUUUUUCAAGGUUGCAACAGAUUUCCUCAGCAUUUGUGUGUGCAUGCUUGGCACUAUCUCCUCCAGUUCAAACAAAGGAGAGGGCAACUACAAAAGUGGGGGGCAAGGAGAGGCCACAGUGUUAAAUUGGGUGAGGCUAAGGAAGAAGGUAACCUGUGGAAAAAAAAAAAAAUGGGGGAGGGGGGGGGUGCACUUGUCACUGAAUUAUGGUUUCUGUGUGUAUGCAGCAUAUUGCAUGGACUCGACAGCCCCCUUUUGAAACAUUUAUACCUGCUGGCUGGAGUGUAUUAAACAUGUCAAUAAGGUAUGAAUAUAUAUUUUCCGCCUCUUGGGUGGGAACUAGACCUAACUUCGAUGACCUCAGACUUUACAUACUGCAGUCGAACUUUAUACUUCAGCCCCCCACUUUUGUAGUUGCCCUCUCCUUUGUUUGGAAUGGACGAGAGAGUGCCAAGCAUGCACACACAAUUGCUGAGGAAAUCUGUUGCAACCUUGAAAAACACCAAGUCCUCUAACCGAAACUUCGGCUCCAGCAUCCACCACCUGUUUACGAAUUAUGAUCACAUCUAUGCAUUGUCCCCUGAUGGAAAGUAAUGCUGAAGUCUCACAGUGUAAACAUAUGUGCAUAUGUAUGAAGGCACAAAUGCUUUUUUGUGUGAUUUAUUUCACUUGGAAGGCUAUGGCAAGUUAAUUCUUAAACAUAUUUUACAACUGAACAAGGAUCUUUGUCCUGAAGCCGUUCGAUGAAAUAAUGUUUCUUAUCUAGCAGGCCUUUUAUGAAAAAGCUGUUGCAAUAGGCAUGUUAAAAAAUAUUUCUACAAAACUGAAGCCACUGUUUGCAAAGUGGCUGAUUGCCAUGGCAAACUCGCACUGUAAAAUGCAAAAAGUGAUUACCAGAGUUAUUUUGCUAGUAAAAUUAUAUCAACAGUGUCAGCUAUGAAAUCGUAACUGCUCUAUGUCUGUUUUGGGACAGCUAAAGCUAUCGGUUGACGAGUCUUUGCCAUGCCAUCUGAGUUUUAAUAUAGGCCUUCUUGUUUAUCAUUGCAACUUUUCUAAUUAAACCUGUGCUGAUACUGUGAAAGAUCAGUGCUUUGGUUUUCGAAUGAACUGUCUCAUGGAAAUGUGUGUGUGAACAGUUCUUUAUGCAGGCUUUUGCUUUUAGAAUUUCAAAUAGGCCAGCUUUCUGUAUCUACCUGAUAAUAUACAGACCCUGCCUUGUAAAAAACCCUUGUACAUAUUUUCUCAACAGUAUUUUUCAUCAUUUUUAACCAUGACGGCGAUUCAAUAACCAGGAGCUGCAGCCUGGUGUUUAGUUGCAACCUGGUAUGACUCUAUGUACAAUAAAAGUAUUUUUUUGUUUUAA
This is a messenger RNA of Rhipicephalus microplus (southern cattle tick), 3650 nucleotides long. Its product is annotated as protein regulator of cytokinesis 1. Gene Ontology annotation, cellular component: spindle; cytoplasm; mitotic spindle midzone. Gene Ontology annotation, molecular function: microtubule binding. NCBI's taxonomy places the organism in Eukaryota, Metazoa, Arthropoda, Arachnida, Ixodida, Ixodidae. Gene Ontology annotation, biological process: mitotic spindle midzone assembly; microtubule cytoskeleton organization. The record is from RefSeq and is a predicted model, not a curated record.